Messenger RNA from Zerene cesonia (dogface butterfly), 1907 nucleotides. RefSeq names its product heat shock protein 68-like. Gene Ontology annotation, biological process: protein refolding; cellular response to unfolded protein. Gene Ontology annotation, molecular function: ATP hydrolysis activity; misfolded protein binding; ATP-dependent protein folding chaperone. Bases 1 to 1905 code for a protein of 634 amino acids. NCBI's taxonomy places the organism in Eukaryota, Metazoa, Arthropoda, Insecta, Lepidoptera, Pieridae. The record is from RefSeq and is a predicted model, not a curated record. The transcript has 7 exons. Gene Ontology annotation, cellular component: cytoplasm.
AUGGCUGGUAAAGUGCCAGCUGUAGGCAUAGAUUUGGGUACAACGUACUCUUGCGUUGGGGUGUUCCAGCAUGGUAAAGUUGAAAUUAUAGCAAAUGAUCAAGGGAACCGAAUCACGCCGUCUUACGUCGCUUUCACUGAAACUGAAAGGUUUAUUGGUGAUGCUGCAAAGAAUCAGAUAGCCAUGAACCCGAAUAAUACUGUGUUCGAUGCAAAACGACUGAUUGGCCGUAAAUUUGAUGAUCCGACCGUUCAACAAGACUUAAAACAUUGGCCGUUUGAAGUUAUUUCUGACGGUGGCAAACCAAAAAUAGUCGUUGAAUAUAAAAAAGAAAAGAAAAAGUUUUCUGCGGAAGAAAUAUCUUCGAUGGUUUUGACGAAGAUGAAAGAUAUUGCAUCAACAUAUCUCGGCGGAGCUGUCAAAAGCGCAGUGAUUACUGUGCCUGCUUAUUUCAAUGACUCUCAACGCCAAGCCACUAAAGACGCCGGUAUUAUAGCUGGUAUAAAUGUUCUCAGAAUUAUAAACGAGCCAACAGCAGCCGCGCUCGCUUACGGCCUAGACAAAAACCUUAAAGGCGAAAAGGAUGUACUAAUAUUCGAUCUUGGUGGAGGAACAUUCGAUGUGUCUAUUUUACAAAUUUCUGAAGGAUCCCUUUUCGAAGUGAGAUCAACCGCUGGGGACACACAUUUAGGCGGAGAAGAUUUCGAUAACCGAAUGGUUGAUCAUUUUAGUGCUGAAUUUGAUCGCAAAUACAAGAAGAAUAUAAAAGAAAAUCCCAAAGCUGUUAGGCGUUUGAGAACAGCAUGCGAAAGAGCAAAAAGAACACUAUCGUCUAGUACUGAAGCGAGUAUAGAAGUAGAUGCUCUUCAUGAGGGCAUCGAUUUUUAUUCAAAAAUAUCCAGGGCGCGAUUUGAAGAACUGUGUUCAGAUUUAUUCAAACAAACAUUAGGACCUGUUGAGAGAGCACUUAAAGAUGCAGGACUACACACUAGAGAGAUCCACGAUGUAGUCAUGGUUGGAGGUUCCACUCGAAUACCCAAGAUACAAAGAUUAUUACAGGACUUUUUCGGUGGAAAGACCUUAAAUCUAUCAAUUAAUCCUGACGAAGCAGUAGCUUAUGGAGCAGCAGUUCAAGCAGCUAUUCUUACUGGAUCGAAAGACGAGCGUCUUCAGGAAGUAUUAUUAGUGGACGUUACACCAUUAUCUUUAGGCAUAGAGACCGCUGGAGGGGUGAUGACAAAAUUGGUUGAGAGAAAUACUAGGAUACCUAUAGCUCAGAAAAAGACAUUCUCGACCUAUGCUGAUAACCAACCGGCAGUAACGAUACAGGUGUAUGAAGGAGAAAGAGUCAUGACUCGCGAUAACAACUUAUUAGGAACAUUCAACCUUACUGGUAUACCGCCAGCACCUAGAGGAGUACCACAAAUUGAAGUUACAUUUGACAUUGACGCAAAUGGAAUCCUGAAUGUAAGCGCCGAAGACCGAAGCACCGGUCGCUCUGAACGCAUCACCAUUUCCAAUGACAAGGGGCGGCUCAACAAAACCGAUAUCGAGAAAAUGCUGCACGAUGCUGAAAAGUAUAAAGAGGAAGACGAAGCAAUAAGGAACCGAGUGGAAAUUCGUAAUCAACUUGAAAGCUAUCUCUUCGGAUGUAAGGCUGCAGUCGAAACCGCUGGAAAUCGUUUAACCGACAGCGAAAAAAGCGAAGUUAUGACGGAAUGUUCAAACCAACUGCAAUGGCUUGAAAGUCAUCCUGAUGCAUCAACUACAGAGUUACAAGAGCAAUUGAAGAAAGCGCAGGCUGUUUGCCAAUCGUCAAUGAUGAAGCUACAUGGUGUGGUGGGAGGACCUAGCUGCGCCAGGUCUGCGAGGUCUGCGGGACCUAGAGUCGAAGAGAUUGAUUAGAA